AUGUUGCCUCUGACGCAAAAAGAUACGCGGACGUCGCGCGGGCCACUUUCUGGAAUCAAGGAAAAAUUCAGUAACUGGUUUAGACUUAUAUAUUCAGAUCAAAACUCGAGGAAUUUAUUCUUAUUUUUAAUUUUAAACUUGUCUUUUGCCUUCGUUGAAUUAUUUUAUGGAGUAUGGACUAACAGUUUAGGUUUAAUAUCAGAUGCAUUCCACAUGUUCUUUGACUGUACGGGCCUUGUUGCUGGUCUGGCUGCAUCAUUGAUUUCUAAAUGGAGGGCAAAUGAACGCUACUCCUAUGGCUAUGCAAGGGCUGAGGUUUUAGCCGGUUUUGUUAAUGGCUUGUUCUUAUUGUUUAUUGCAUUUUUCAUUAUGAGUGAAGCUGUUGAAAGAGCUAUUGAACCACCAGAGGUGAAACACGAGCGCCUCCUACUGGUUUCUAUUCUCGGGUUUAUGGUGAACAUGGUCGGCAUCUACGCCUUCCACCAUGGUCACGGCCACGGCCACGGUGGGCACGGUCAUUCUCACGGUGGCCACGGCCAUUCGCACAAUCACGAUCAUGGGCACUCCCACGACGACACAGAAGCUCCAACCGGGGCCGGCUCCGCUAUCAUGCGAGGAGUGUUCCUCCACGUACUCGCUGAUACCCUCGGCUCAGUCGGAGUGAUCAUUUCUGCAAUAUUAAUGCGAAUGUUUGGUUGGAUGCGAGCGGAUCCGAUUUGUUCGAUGGCUAUCGCCCUCCUUAUCGCCGCGAGUGUUAUACCCCUAGUGCGUGAUUCGGCGGGAGUGUUGAUGCAACGGACCCCUCUGUCCAUCGAACGGUCAUUACCCAAUCUCUUUACGCGCGUCGUGGGGUUGGCAGGGGUGCACGCGGUCCAGGAACCGCACUUUUGGACUCUGUGCAGUGAUGUCCACGUGGGUGCUAUUAAGUUAGAGGUGGCGAGGGAAGUCGACCCCCGGUAUAUAACCGACCAGGCGGCCAGGAUAUUCCGGGAGGCGGGCGUCAAACAUCUAACAGUACAAUUGGACUAUUCGCCCCUCUGA
Molecule: messenger RNA, 1041 nt
Organism: Leptosia nina
Lineage: Eukaryota; Metazoa; Arthropoda; Insecta; Lepidoptera; Pieridae
Source: the annotation of a GenBank genome assembly